AUGUAUUCCAGAAACGAUAUACUUCGAAGUACGAAGAGAGCUAGGAAUCAUUUCAGCCAGGAAGAAGAUACAAUGCUUUUAUCGCUAAUUUCUUCUUUUAAAAAAUGCGAAAUAGACUGGGAAGAGAUUAGUAGAAUUAUGAAAAGAACAGUUCGACAAUGCAAAGACAGAUAUAACAAUUAUCUUAUAAACAAAAAUCAGAAUAAAGAUUUCACAAAUGAUGAACUUAUGAAAAUCAUCCAAUUAUAUUCCAUAAUUGGCCCACAUUGGGUGGAAAUAUCUCGAUUUUUCCAAGAAAGAACUGACAUCGAUAUCAAACUUGCAUUCAAGAGGCUUGAAAGGAGGAAAAUUUCAACUGAAACAUCGUUCCAGUUAUACCUAUCCUUGAACAAAUAUAACAAUUGUGCCCUCAAAAAACUUUAUACUAAAAGAUUCGUAUGUAGAAAAACAUCAAAUAAAUUAUCAUUCCAGAAAGAUGAAGCUGCUCAAAAUAUGGAAUAUAUUGAAUUCUCCUCAGAAUAUGAACAAUCUAUUGCUUCAGGAUUCAAUGAAGAGGAUAUUUUCAAUGAAUUUAGUGAAUGCUGA
Molecule: messenger RNA, 585 nt
Organism: Trichomonas vaginalis G3
Lineage: Eukaryota; Parabasalia; Trichomonadida; Trichomonadidae
Product: MYB protein-related family
Exons: 1
Coding region: 1-585 (194 amino acids)
Biological process (GO): regulation of DNA-templated transcription
Cellular component (GO): nucleus
Molecular function (GO): DNA-binding transcription factor activity, RNA polymerase II-specific; RNA polymerase II cis-regulatory region sequence-specific DNA binding
Source: RefSeq, a predicted model, not a curated record